Messenger RNA from Aspergillus alliaceus, 1981 nucleotides. RefSeq names its product amino acid permease/ SLC12A domain-containing protein. Gene Ontology annotation, molecular function: amino acid transmembrane transporter activity. Gene Ontology annotation, biological process: amino acid transmembrane transport. The coding region runs from base 50 to 1696 and encodes 548 amino acids. Gene Ontology annotation, cellular component: membrane. Lineage: Eukaryota; Fungi; Ascomycota; Eurotiomycetes; Eurotiales; Aspergillaceae. The transcript is spliced from 3 exons. The record is from RefSeq and is a predicted model, not a curated record.
CUGAUAUCAACUCAACUCCAAUCCUAAUAAAGGGAUUUCCACAAGUCCAAUGUCGCGAGGCAAUAAAGACGACGCAGAUAUCGAAAAGAUCGUUCAUCUAGAACGAGGAGACACAGAAGUCCAUCCGCCAGCGAAGGGGACCUCCGACCAGAAGAAUGUCGGAACCCUGCAACGGCGCUUAAAGUCUCGACAUGUUCAAUUCCUCGCGCUCUCCGGCGCCAUCGGGACCGGUCUCUUCGUCGGUACGGGCCAGGUGCUGUCGCUAUCGGGGCCUCUGUCGAUGACUCUGGCCUUCGCUAUCGCCGGGUUGGACCUCUAUGCUGUGAUUACCAGCAUGGGGGAGAUGGCAACUUGGCUGCCCCUGCCGGGCGCUGUUCCCAUAUACGCAGCGAGAUUCGUCGAUGAAGCCUUGGGAUUUGCACUCGGGUGGAACUAUUGGUAUCAAUUUGCAAUAGGUGUGCCCAUUGAGAUUAGCGCGUCGGCCAUGGUCAUUGGAUACUGGCCGAAUUCUAUAUCCUCCGCGGUGUGGAUUACGAUUCUACUUAUACCCAUGGUAGUGGUCAACAGCCUGCCCGUCCGGGCCUACGGAGAGCUCGAAUUUAUACUCGGGGCGAUCAAGUUGACAACGAUUGUGGGCUUGAUGCUGCUAAUGUUAAUCAUCACCCUCGGCGGCGCGCCGACCCACGACCGCAUCGGAUUUCGAUACUGGGACCGUCCCAUGGAGGAGUAUCUCCAGACGGGUGCGCGGGGGCGGUUCCUCGCGUUUCUCAAAGUGUUCGUGCAGGCGAUCUUCAGUUAUGGCGGCAGUGAAAUCGUGGUGGUGGCCGCUGGCGAGACGGAGAAUCCGCGACGAAAUAUCCCCAAGGCCGUGCGUCGCGUGUUUUGGCGUAUUACGGUGCUCUACGUGGGCAGUAUAUUUCUCGUAAGCCUCUGUGUCUCGUCGCGCGACACCCGCUUGCUGAACGCCAUCAAAUCCGGUGCGAAAGGCGCUGGGGCCAGUCCCUUUGUGAUCGCCAUCCAGAAUGGCGGGAUCCGAGCCUUGCCCUCCAUCAUCAAUGCGGUGAUUCUGUCAUCGGCGAUCUCGUCGGGUAACUCAUUCUUCUAUGCGUCGACGCGGAUCUUAUACGCAACGGCGCUAGAUGGCAAGGCGCCACGCUUCCUCCGAUACGAGAGGUUUGGGGUGCCAUACGCCUGUGUCGGGAUUACGACCGCGUUGAGUUUGCUUGUGUAUCUCAAUGUGUCAUCGAGCGCCGCGGAGGUCUUCUUUUGGAUCAGUAAUCUGAGUUCCGUCAGCACGUUGGUCGUGUGGACCGCGAUUGGGAUCACAUACCUGCGGUUCUAUCGGGCAAUGAGAUAUCAUGGCAUUCCUCGCUCAAGUCUCCCUUACAAGGCACCAUUACAGCCCUAUCUAGCAUGGUUUUCCGUCAUAUUCUCGUCCACGAUGGCACUCUUGAACGGGUUCGACGCAUUCUUCCCCGGCCACUUCAGUGCUAAGACCUUCAUUCCACCGUAUAUCGCUAUCCCUAUCUUUGUAACGCUUUAUCUGAGCUACAAAUUCAUUAAGGGGACUAUCAUUGUGAACGUGGAGGAGAUCGAUCUUUGGUCUGGAAAGGAGGAAGCCGAUCGUCUAGAGGCCAUCUGGGAGCAACCAAAACCGCGCAACUUCCUGGAGAGAAUCUGGUUCUGGAUUGCAUAACACGCCGGUGUUGCACGCGUACCAACGUGCCCUACUUUGGCGUAUGUUGGGAGUUUUAGUAAAGAGGGUUCGUGGUGAGUCUCAUUAUUUUGCAGUAGCUUAUCCUUCCGAACAAGACUGGAAAAUAUUUAAUGGAGAUCGUUUGCGGUGGACCUUCCAUCGCGUUUACCUGAUCGGAGGUCUAUCUACAAGGGACCGAUGAGUAGAAGCAGGAGUCAAACCCAUCAAUUUGUAGUAACUUUUCCAUAUCCGCUUUUCUUAUCCUGUUGUCCUGCUACAUGGUAC